Molecule: messenger RNA, 222 nt
Organism: Medioppia subpectinata
Lineage: Eukaryota; Metazoa; Arthropoda; Arachnida; Sarcoptiformes; Oppiidae
Source: the annotation of a GenBank genome assembly
AUGAGACUCCGGCGACCAGAAUCCGAUCGAAACGAGUUGAGAAAGCAUCUGAUCGUGGGCGAAAUGGGACUGGCAUUGGCCUUUUGUCUGGAGCUGUUGGGUCUGUACGGGUGCUAUCGGGAGUGUAAAAACAGCUUGAUAGUCUACUUGGCCCUCACACUGGUGUCGAUGGGACCGGGAUUUAUAUUUAUGCCAAUUUACACGCUGUGUUCGUCACUUUAA